Tarenaya hassleriana is the source of this 1144-nucleotide messenger RNA. RefSeq names its product BTB/POZ domain-containing protein At4g08455. Gene Ontology annotation, molecular function: ubiquitin protein ligase binding. NCBI's taxonomy places the organism in Eukaryota, Viridiplantae, Streptophyta, Magnoliopsida, Brassicales, Cleomaceae. Gene Ontology annotation, cellular component: cytoplasm. The record is from RefSeq and is a predicted model, not a curated record. Bases 53 to 901 code for a protein of 282 amino acids. Gene Ontology annotation, biological process: regulation of proteolysis; proteasome-mediated ubiquitin-dependent protein catabolic process. The transcript is spliced from 3 exons.
UUGCAUAGGAAAGUUAAGUGUGAGAAGCGACUAAACGGCGGUGCCGGGGACGAUGAGAAGACACCCCCACAGUCACCGAUGCCACUCGACCCGGCCCGGAUCCGACUCGGACACCGUAACCGGAUCUGAUUCCGACGCCGAUACCGACGCGAAGAUGCGGUGCAUCUCUUGCCGGGAAGAGUACCUUCCUCGCGACGCCGGGAUCUGUAAGGAGUGCUACGAAGAGGCCAGCGAGACGGAGGACGAGCUCAAGCGCGAGAUCGACGAUCUCAAGGCCAAAGUUUCUUUUCUCCGCUUCUGGUCUCCGCUCGAUCACGUGGGCGUUGGCGGCUCCAGGUCCUCCGCCGUUGUCGGUCCUUGCUUCACCGACGUCGUUCUUGUCGCCUGCGACGACGGCGUCGGCGGUCCUGUCGUCCCCGCUCAUAAAGCCGUCCUGGUGAGCCGUUCACCGGUCUUCAAAGCAAUGCUAGACAACGAGAUGGAAGAGAGCCUUAGUGGCACCAUAAAGAUCAGUGACGUGUCGUACGAUGCACUCCGAGCAUUCGUCAAUUAUCUAUACACUGCGGAAGCAUGUCUCGAUGAACAAAUGGCCUGUGAUCUCUUAAUCCUAUCUGAGAAAUACCAAGUGAAACAUCUCAAGAGUUACUGCGAGAGGUUCUUGAUGACGAAGAUGAGUUGGGAGACUUCCCUUGUGAGCUAUGCCUUUGCUCAUCGGCACAAUGCAAAACAAAUGCUGGAUGCAGCACUGUCAUUGAUCACGGAUAAUAUGGACAAAGUCACGAAAAGAGAGGAAUAUAUGGAGCUCGUGGAGAAGGAUCCUCGUCUUAUCGUCGAAAUUUAUGAAGCAUAUCUGUCGAAACAGGUCAACACAGCGGCAACUCACCGAGACAAGUCAUCCUAGACAACAAGCUCAUGCACUUCUUUCACCGUGUAACUGUUUUUGCGGCGCUUUAUCACAGUGAAAGUCUUGCAAGAUGAUGUGUGUAUAUGUUUUGCUUAGUUCUUUUGUUUUUGGAUAAGAACAACAAAAAGUACAUUGGAAAUUUCUUGGGGAUUUGUACGACAUCCGUACACAAGGUACUUCUGUUGGAUGAUUCUCGUCGAUUUCCUGGAAAUUUCUUGAGUGAUUUCCUUGAAAGUGAUA